AAGACGGAAGUAGUAAUAGAAGAAGAACAACAACGACUAGAACUGUGACCUGGAAGUUCUUUCAUUUUGGCCGAAGAUAAAAUUGUCUGCCUAUUUUUCCUAUGAAGUCAGUCAGAGGACCCAAACCAUGAAACGAACUGUAGUUUGUGGCCUGAAAUAAGUCGUGCCGCACACCGAGAGACAGGAACCAUAGCAGUUAAGGAUUUAUCGGGUAGUCGAUGUAAACGGUUCCACUAAUCGCGUUCUGCCCUUUAAGAACCUUUGCUGUGCUAUUAGCACUGGGAGGCUAACUUCGCUUCAGCUGCCUAACGUUACCGAGCUGUUAUUGUGUUGGACUCGGCAGGGAUAUCCAUAAGGACAGGAGUUUCUCAGCUGGAGCAGAGGAAGACAGCAGGAGUUGCAGGGAUUCAAGCAUCCCUUUUCAUCAUCGGGCCCUGACAUGACAUCACAGCAGCCACAGCUUCCCAAUGCUGUUAUUCCUCCCCAGCUUGCCCAGAACUCGUCUGCUCAGCAGGCCCGGCCUCACAUUCAGGACAAUCAGCUGGACUCGAGUCAGAGCAGUGCAACUGCUGGGCCACUGGAUCCCAGAGCUCUGACUGGCAGGCCGGGCUCCUCUGCUGUGGCAGCAGCCAGCGGGGAGGUGGCCAACCGAAACGUCUCUGCCUCCUGCACCAACUCGAGCUUGUCCAGAAGAGAUGGGGGCUUUGAGCCGUGGCCUGAGGAAGCAGUGGACAACUCCCAUGGGCUGUACUCUCUUCACCGCAUGUUUGACAUAGUUGGAGCCCAGCUUACCCAUCGGGAUGUCAGGGUACUGUCAUUCCUGUUUGUUGACGUGAUUGAUGAGUAUGAGCGUGGCGGCAUCAGGAGUGGAAGGGAUUUCCUGCUGGCGCUAGAGCGCCAGGGUCGCUGUGAUGAGACUAACUUUCGACACGUUCUCCAGCUUUUAAGGAUUAUCACCCGCCAUGACCUAUUGCCUUAUGUCACACUCAGAAAACGGCAGGCUGUGUGCCCAGACCCUGUUGACAAGUAUUUGGAAGAGACAUCAGUGCGCUACAUUUCCCCAAGAGGAGCGGUGCGGAGCAAGGAGACGGCGCUUCACAGAAGAACAGGUCCUCACCCAGUCAUUUGCUGUUCUCCGUCAGGACCCCAUGUUGGCCCUCCCCGAACAAAGCCAGCUCCUCCUGUACCAAACCGCAAACGGAGAAGUCAUUCCUCAGCUGACUGCAGAGAGAAGCAAACAUGUGAUAUCCGCCUCCGGGUUCGUGCUGAGUACUGCCAGCAUGAGUCUGCGCUUCAGGGUAACGUCUUCUCCAACAAGCAAGAGGCAGUGGAGCGACAAUUUGAGCGCUUCAACCAGGCAAACACUAUCCUCAAAUCCAGAGACUUGGGCUCCAUCAUCUGUGACAUCAAGUUCUCUGAGCUCACCUACUUGGAUGCCUUCUGGAGGGACUACAUCAAUGGAUCACUGUUAGAGGCCCUUAAAGGGGUCUUCAUCACAGAUUCCUUAAAACAGGCUGUGGGCCAUGAAGCUAUAAAACUGUUGGUCAAUGUUGACGAGGAGGACUACCAGGCUGGUCGACGCAAACUGCUACGUAAUUUGGUCACAAAUGGAGGGAGUCCACCUGGGGACAGCAAAGACUCUGGAUCUUAGACGCUCUCUGGGUUGUAGCCUACGGGGGAAAUGCUGCCGGGCUUUCCCCACAGGAAACAGAGUGAGAUGUGGUUUGUGGUGCCUGAAGUGUGUGCCUGAAAGGAACUGAAGGACUUCCAGCCACUGCAUUAACUCCUAGAGAGCUAAGGCCAUAGGAUAGCUACUUGACACCCCUAAGCAUAGCAUGUGAGGUCAUUGGGAACUAUGUUAGCAAAAAGAAGAAGGGGUAUACAGGUUGACAUUAUUUUGAAUGUUAAGCUGUUUAUUUUCUUCGAGGAUAAUGCUGACAUUCGUGCAUUGAAUUUAACUAAUUCCUUGUUUCUGCUAUGUUUUCAUUGAAGCACUGAGCUCAUUGAAACACAUUGUUAUUCUAAAGAUAGAUGAUCUCAACAACCUGUUCAGAGUCCAGUUCUUUUCAAUACAACGAAGUUACUCCCAGUGGGAGUUGUACCUUACUGUCAAACUGGUUUUUCAGGUACAUUGCAGAUUGAUUGGAUAAACCCAAUGACAGAGUGUUCUGUAUGUUGUAUAAAGGCACAGACUGUAGGAGUUAAAAUUAGUUUUUUAUAUUUCUUUCAGCGUAUUAUCCUACUUUCCCAAGACUUUCCAGAAUUUCCUUGUCUGUAAAGAUGGACCCUUUCAGAGCCUUUUUUAUUGGCUCAUAUUUGUUCCCUGUCAACGUUGUGUCUUGGCUUUGUUUUAACAAAUUCUGUUUUCCAACAUGGCUUGUUACCAGCAGCUGGGAUUCUGGCCUAAUGUGAAAUUCCAAUUGUCCAGUCACUGCCAAUAUUUAACCGUUGGGAUCAUUCUAAUGGGUUUAAUACUAUCCAGUGAAACAUUAAGUCAUUCGCUGGUGGUUUAGAUUUGUUUGGAUUUGCAAAUUAGGGCCAGUUUCACUGUCAGCCUGGAACUCUGCUUACUCAUCGUCUCACUCAUGAUAUCACUGACAUUUUUUUAAAUUUGAAAUGACCCUUAAUAGCAAAUUAAUAACAGUUGAAAAUCAUAGCCAGUGUGUGUAGAGUUGUCUCAGUUGUGCAGGUAGGAAGAUGUCAGAACAAAUUUAAAUAAUUCACAGUUGGACUUGCACGUUAAAUCCUCAGCAGUCUCUCUGUGGACUUGAUACGCCUCCGGGUGAAUGAGGAUGUAGUUGAGUCCACAUGCUCACUGGUACAAUUACUUUAUCACCCUAUUGGACAUGUUAGACCAACUAGGCGUCCCGGUGUCCUCAGUUCCAUCCUCCAUCAUGGGGUGUGGCAUCUCCACAGACAUUCACAAACCAAACUGGGGUUCUUUUUAUGGAGGUUUUGGUACAGAAAAAAACUGUGUGGGUCAACAUAACAGUAAGGUAUAUCACAUGUUAGUCUUCUACAAUUAAAUGCGCAGAUCUAGAACAAUUAAAUGCUAAUAGUUGCAGAAUACCACUUUUCCAGUGUUGUCAGAAAUGCUAAUUAACCAAAAUGUAAAUUUAUAUUAAUUUCUUUUUGGUAUAUGGAAUGAGGUGGAUUAACAGAAGACAUUAGGUUUGGUGGGUGCCUGUGACAAACCCGUGUUGACAGUAAUACUGAUGAUAACUAAACUACAUUCAGUGUCCUCUUUAUUAGCCACACCUUUUUUAAAGAGGGGAUUGGAGAUGAUGGCCUCACAUGCGGUAGUUAAUGCAGAUUUUGUGGUUGCACAUUCGUGCUGCAAAUCUAGCUGUUGCGCCUCAGAUUACAGGAGCUGUACUCAGCUAAACAGGAUGCAGGAUUCCAACAAGGCUGGGGAUGUAAAACCACAACUGAUCUGUAAUCAUGUUUAGCUUCAGGAGAUCAGUCACUGGUCCACAUCCAACCCAUACAGCUUGUUAUUUUUGAGUAGCAACCUUCAACCUUUCCGUUUGUAAGCCAGAUAUAGAAAUCUUGCACAGUAAAAGUUCCUGACAUACCCAGACGAGAGUCUGCCAUUGUGUGCCCUGAGCCUCCUGUGGCCAACAGCUAGUUAUUCAUGUAUUAUUAGAUGUUGAUAAUAGAUGAUGCCAGUGAGAGCGUUACCUAAGUCAGUAACAGAUGCCACCCAUUUAGUGCAAUUUAUUCAUAGUUUUUCCUUUGCCAUUUGUUUUCUUCUCACAAUGGAAAAACAUCGCUGCCUGACCGUGCCAGUACAACGCCAACCUUCUCAGUUCCAGUUGCAUUUGUUUUGGUGGGCUUGUUUGUUCUGUAAUACUUUGUGGAUUAGAAAUACAGACUACUACCGCCGGCCUAUUUAUUUUACAAGUGCAGAACUUCCAUCUAUGAUAACGGCCAUCUGGCUGUAGGCUGGAGUUUAUGUUCUGUGUUUAAGUGCAACUAUUUGCAAAAAAAUUUGACCCAACAAAAAUGACAGUAUUAGACAAUCCUGCAAAAUCCUGGGUUAUGUUUGCGACAACAUCCUUCAAAUUCUUGCUUUCUACAAUAUCUGACCACAGCAACUAAUAUGGUGAGAGAACAAUCGUGGUUAUGUUAAAGAGGCAAAUGUCAACUGCAGGUCUGAUGGGAUGAGAGUCUCCUGUACCAAAGUCAGAAGACAUCUUGGCCAUCCACCACCCAAACCGCCACAGCCUUUCUUUUUUGAUUAGCGGCAUAAAGCACACACUACUUCCUGCAUUGGCGUUUGAUGUUCAUCGCUCGGUAGUAUCUGUCCAAUGUGGACAUCGUUCCUUGGGAUGCUGGACUAGAGGUGACACAGAUAGAAAGGGGGCAACAUAGUCACACACUUUUAAACUCCUCAAACUGUAGCUUUUAAAAAAAAACAAAAAAACAAAAAACGAAAUUGACAUGCUGAAAUGUCAUCACUGGUUUACCAGGACUGGUUAUGACUUAAUGCAAACUCAAAGUACCUUUGUUUGGAAAUGUUAAUAUCAGUGAUAAUAUAUCAGUAUGUCAAAGAUGAAGCGUAAUGCUGUUUUGUGGUGAGAUGAUUUUGUAACAGAGGUAGAUAAGAGACUAAAUGUAAGUAAAAUUUGUCAUUUGAAAUGCCAGUCUCUAAUGCUAAUAUUUGACAUGUUUCUGUUAUUCAGUGCACAUAGCCAAAUGGUUGACAUAAAAAAAAUCUGUGUACCCUUUUAAAAGUUCAGUGUAUGUUUUUACCAAAUAUAUUCUUCCUGCUAAAAACGCUUAUUUUUAAAAAUCUUAUCUCUGCUAUCAUAACAUCCAUGGGUACAUAUCAGAACACGCAGGUCAUGAUUAACAAGCCACUAUUACUGUGAAUUAAAUAGAGUAGGCCUACCAUUUUAUAUUUUUCCUCAUGUGGAAUUUAUGUUGGUUGCAAGUUGGUAUCUAUUAUAUAGGUUGGUGUAUGUUAUGUUGAUUGUAUGUUAUGUUAUCAUAUACAGCUGUCUUUUACACAAAACUGCAUGUAAGCUGUUAUCUCCAGAAAUGUCAUAGAAACUCACAGUGCUAACCUUUUGUAAAUAACUUUAUUGGAUGUCAGGUUUUCUUACUUCAAUUUUGCAUUUCUUUCAGGAAACAGACACGUAGGACUGUUAAUAAAUGAAAUGGAUGGGGUUUGUUGAA
Molecule: messenger RNA, 5181 nt
Organism: Etheostoma spectabile (orangethroat darter)
Lineage: Eukaryota; Metazoa; Chordata; Actinopteri; Perciformes; Percidae
Gene: dedd
Product: death effector domain containing
Exons: 5
Coding region: 440-1651 (403 amino acids)
Biological process (GO): apoptotic process; extrinsic apoptotic signaling pathway via death domain receptors; regulation of apoptotic process
Cellular component (GO): nucleolus
Molecular function (GO): DNA binding; protein binding
Source: RefSeq, a predicted model, not a curated record